Messenger RNA from Capsella rubella, 3493 nucleotides. RefSeq lists its product as uncharacterized. Bases 161 to 3370 code for a protein of 1069 amino acids. The transcript has 11 exons. Gene Ontology annotation, molecular function: protein binding. Lineage: Eukaryota; Viridiplantae; Streptophyta; Magnoliopsida; Brassicales; Brassicaceae. The record is from RefSeq and is a predicted model, not a curated record. Gene Ontology annotation, cellular component: cytoplasm.
UUGUUUCCUCUCUUUGGCAUCAGCAAUGGCGGUUUCUAAUUCUAUCUCUAUCCCUCCAAAACCUCCUUUCUUCUACCCUCUCUAGACCUUUCCCCUCUCUCUCUCUCGGUGUAUGUAAUUUCCGUUUUCCCGAGAAAGCUUCAAUUUCCCCCGAUUUCAAAUGGCAAUUGUGACGGGAGAUCGUUAUAUCGAGAAGCUACAGAAGUUUCUAGAAGACGAAGCCGAGUCUCUUCUCGAAGAAACCAAGAUUCUCAAGCUUAAUCCAGCUGGUCUUCACUAUCUCCAUCUCCGUCUCGAGUCUCUCCGUGAACUCGAGCGUAUGCUCUCUGGUGGUGCUCCUGUUGAUUACCUUCGCGCUUACGUUUCUGAUCUCGGAGAUUACCGCGCUCUCGAGCAGCUCCGUCGUAUUCUUCGUAUCCUCACUUCGCUUAAGGUCGUUUCCACGCUUCCUUCUCCUGCUCGUGAUCCCACUCCUCUCUCUCUUAUUCCUUUUGGUAGGCUUAAGGUUUUGGAACUUCGUCGCUGUGAUUUGUCUACUUCUCCGGCUAAAGGCUUGCUUGAGCUCCGUCACACUUUGGAAAAGAUCAUCUGCCAUAAUUCCACUGAUGCUCUGCGGCAUGUGUUUGCCAGUAGAAUUGCCGAGAUAACGAAUUCGCCAGAGUGGAAUAAGUUGGCAGUCAUAUCUUGUGCUUGUAACCGUCUUGUGGUCAUGGAUGAGUCCUUGCAGCUUCUGCCAGCUGCUGAGUCCCUUGAUCUGAGUCGGAACAAGUUUGCAAAAGUGGAUAAUCUUCGGAGAUGCACCAAAUUGAAGCACCUUGAUCUAGGCUUCAAUCAUCUUAGAACAGUCUCUCAUUUGAGUCAGGUAUCAUGUCAUCUUGUAAAACUUGUUUUAAGGAACAAUGCUCUAACUACGUUACGUGGGAUUGAGAACUUGAAGUCACUCGAAGGCCUUGAUGUUUCCUACAAUAUUAUUUCCAACUUUUCAGAACUGGAGUUCCUCUGGAGUCUUUCAGUACUGAAAGAAUUGUGGUUGGAAGGAAAUCCAGUGUGCUGUGCUCGAUGGUACAGGGCACAUGUCUUUAGCUACAUUGCUCUUCCAGAUGAUCUGAAGCUAGAUGGCAAACAAAUAGGAACUAGAGAAUUUUGGAAGAGGCAAAUCAUUGUAUCCCAUAGGCAAAGUGAGCCUGCCAGCCACGGGUUCUAUUCUCCAGCUAGGGAGGAAGCAAAUGAAGAAGGAAGCUGUAAUAGAAAAAAGAAAAAGAUGUGUCGUCUCGCUUCUAUUGAUAGUGAGGAAGAGAGCACCUACGUGAAUUCUGACCGAGAGUUAGCUUCAUGUGAUCACGAGAACAAAGAGAAUGUGAAGUGUGAUCAAGAAGCUGAUGUAUUUGGUCUUAUAAGUAAAGCUGAAAACCUGAAGAAAGAUCGUAAUGUUUUGUGGUUGCGAGAGUUCAAGGAGUGGAUGGAUAAUUCGCGAGAGGAUUUUGUAGAUGUCAGCAAUGACAGUAGGGGUAGUAAUUUGGAAAAGAAGCACUGUACAAAGAUUAGAGAAACCUCGAGGCAUCAUGGUGGAACACCGAGAUAUGGGCCUGGGUCUUUACGCGCUCCAAGAGCUAAGAGCUAUAAGAAAAGUUUAGAAUGCAAUGGUUCAUGUGUAGAUCAUAAAACUGAUAUGGAUGAUAUGAAGUACGUUGAAGGUAAUGAGACACAAAAGAUAACCAAUGACAUCUCUUCACUAAGCCUUCAAAGUACAGGUCUACAUCAGAAGAAUCAGGAUUGUUUACACGAUAAGUUGGAAACUUUGUCAGUUGAACCAAACAAUCUGUUUCCUGCAACAUUUGCUAGGGAGAAAGCAGCAGAAAAUGGAAACAUGUCAACAUUGGAUAUAACACAGGAUAUUACGGGAUCUACAUAUCCUGGGUCACCCCCUCAUUAUCAGAAAGAUGUCUUAUAUCGACGUCAUAACUUGGUGGAAGAAAUCUUGCAGUUGUCUGCAGAUUCCUUUUCAGUGGCAUCAUCUGACAGCACAAGCAGCUGCAGUGAAGAUGAUAAGUAUGACUCUGAGUCUGAGUAUUCAAAUCAUGAAGAUAGGCGGUUGACAGAUGUUUUUAAUGUGAAUAGACUUAGGGACCCAAUUCCUGGAUGUGAUAUGAACGGAACAAGAUCUUAUGAUUCUCAAGUGAAGAAUGGUAGCAUAAUAAAAACUUUGAGGACAGAUGAAUCGAUGAAGGAGAAUUCUACUAGUGCGUCUAAAUUGCAUAGUUGUGACCUUGAUUCUGGUGUUAAUCAGAUUUACCAUUUGGUUGAAAAAAGGAAAAGGAAACCUAUAAAAAGAUUUGUUUCUCUGCAGAAAGAGGAAAGUUGCAUUCUUAAUGGAGAGACUUCUCUCAGGAGUGAUGUAGAUAUCUGUGAUUCCGGUGAAGAAGAGUGUAUUUCUGAUUAUAUGCGGGAAAGCUUGUCAGAAGUGUGUAGUAGUAGUAAUAGCAAUAUAAGAUUUUGGGGGACUGAAAGAACACUUGAAGGAAAUGGCGAUUUAGUAGAGGAAUAUUUUUCAGCCAAACUGACUGAUUCCAGUUCCCAAGAAGCAUGUAAGAUGUACAUGAGUUGUGAUCUUGUACUAAAGAAAGGUUCCACAUACAAGCAACGGGAAGCAGUGUUGCUGCUUAGUAACCAAGACAAGCUGUACGUGCUACUCGUGGGUGUGGCUACUGAUCACGAAGGGUUUACCUUAAGUGUACUGUGUUGCCACAAAAUCAAGGAUUUGCAAGACGUAUCAGUUGGUCUAGGACUUCAGUUUGUGAUGCUACGCUUUUGGGAGGGUACAGAAUACAUUUUCGUGACGAAGUGCAUUGAGAAAACAACAGAACUACUCAAUAUCAUACAAGUUUUCGAGUCCCAUGCAACAGAGUUUAAAUGUUCGUUGCAAAGCCUGGAGAAUAUUCAGGUAAACUUGUUUGAGAAAGAAAUAUGUGGAGGUUUGAAGCUGAGUAUAUACCAGUACAAUAUUAUCCACUUUCAGAGCAGCACUCUUGGAGAAGUGCCGUGGCUUUGGCGGUCACUGUUUGUGGCUGGUAGACGUCUCUUUAUAUGCAAUGAGAACCUCGCAGAACUUAGUUCUCGAACUGCGUAUUCUUCUUCUGCUUCAUAUUUCUUCCUUGACUCGUGCUGCUUCAUUUCUGAUAUAUCUGAGAUGAUUGUUGAAUCGCAAGGAACUGUUGUGUCAUUGAAGAUCAAAGUGAACAAAACAGUGGAUCUGGUUACAUGGCGGCUGAAGUGGUGCAGCAUAGAGAAUGCACUGAAGUUUGUUGCUUUGCUCAAAGCUCUUCACCGUAAUUCACCACAAUGGCCGUUAGCUGUAAGAUACAGGAGAUAAGUCUCUGUUUGCAUUUUCUUUACUUAUUUUACCAACCAGUUUCUCUAUCUAGUUAUGUAUAUACAGCACACAUGUACAUUGUUCAUAUUCAUUCAUUUAAUUCAAUUUUUUUUUGGGUUAAAA